Gorilla gorilla gorilla (western lowland gorilla) is the source of this 874-nucleotide messenger RNA. RefSeq lists its product as uncharacterized. The record is from RefSeq and is a predicted model, not a curated record. Gene Ontology annotation, molecular function: zinc ion binding. NCBI's taxonomy places the organism in Eukaryota, Metazoa, Chordata, Mammalia, Primates, Hominidae. Bases 1 to 648 code for a protein of 215 amino acids. The transcript has 3 exons.
AUGCGCAGUGCCCUCCGGCCUAGCCCGGCCAACAGGCCUGUCCCGGACCGCCCGGCGUCAGACGGAGCGACGGGGCCGGCCGCAGCCUCAGCCAUGCGUCCCUCGGCGGCGGGCAGGCUCCUCUUGGCCUGCAGCCUUACUUUCCUGCCCUUCUUCACAGGGCAUCCUGCAUCACCUCCCAAGCCAGCCUCCCACGUCACCUGGGUGGUGUACCGAUUCACGGCCAGGAGCACUGACUGUUCCUGCUCCCACGUCACCUGGGUGGCGUACCGAUUCACGGCCAGGAGCACUGACUGUUCCUGCUCCCACGUCACCUGGGUGGUGUACCGAUUCACGGCCAGGAGCACUGACUGUUCCUGCUCCCACGUCACCUGGGUGGUGUACCGAUUCACGGCCAGGAGCACUGACUGUUCCUGCUCCCACGUCACCUGGGUGGUGUACCGAUUCACGGCCAGGAGCACUGACUGUUCCUGCUCCCACGUCACCUGGGUGGUGUACCGAUUCACGGCCAGGAGCACUGACUGUUCCUGCUCCCACGUCACCUGGGUGGUGUACCAAUUCACGGCCAGGAGCAUUGACUAUUCCUGGCCACCUCCUUGCACCUUUCCUGGUUCCCUCAGCCUCUCAAAGUUCUCAUCUUUCCUUUGAUGAGAACGAGAAGGGCAGACUGAAAAUAGACUCACCACCCACCUGUCCUUUCCCCCUGCCCCAUACUGGUGGACCAGCAUCACAGUAAAAAUAGUUACCACUUAGUAAGAAUUCAUUAUGAGCCAACUUAGAAUUUUUGAUAAGAUAAAAGAGUUCAGCAUAAUUUUACAUAAAAUUAGUUUUUUCUUGAUAUAUUUUCUUCUCUUCUGCUUUCCACACCUAAUAA